Molecule: messenger RNA, 6065 nt
Organism: Gadus chalcogrammus (walleye pollock)
Lineage: Eukaryota; Metazoa; Chordata; Actinopteri; Gadiformes; Gadidae
Gene: zbtb4
Product: zinc finger and BTB domain containing 4
Exons: 3
Coding region: 12-5951 (1979 amino acids)
Biological process (GO): regulation of transcription by RNA polymerase II
Molecular function (GO): DNA-binding transcription factor activity; RNA polymerase II cis-regulatory region sequence-specific DNA binding
Source: RefSeq, a predicted model, not a curated record
AACACUGCCACAUGUGCCAAGGGCCGCUGUGGCGGAGUCAACGGCGGCGUUCUCUUUUGCGGGAUAUCUUCGAUCGCGAUCUGAACGCCUCCCCGGUUAAGGCGGGGGGGGGGCAAUGUCGUGUGACGGACGAGCGAUUUCGGGGGCCGGUCAUGGUGUCCGGUGAGAAGGCGUGGGACCCCCUUCGCGCGGGCCCCCUUCGUGCACAUCUGAGCGAACAGCAUCUUCCUCCCGAUCUCCCGUCCCUCUGCGACCUCGCACACAUCGCAGCGCGCCAGGGCGCCGCCUGCCGCCAGUCGCGGCCGCCGCCGCCGCCGCCUUCCGUGCCGUCGGACCUGGCGGGCGUCGUCGACACGCUCUGCCCCCCCCACGCCAUCCCCCUACCCGGGACGCGAGGGCCCCCGCCGGACCGCUCCUGCCCCGCCCGCCGUGGCUCCGGUGGGGCCCGGGGACCCGGCGGCGAGCCGAGGCUCGGAGUGGACCCCCAGCCCGCAGCGGGGGAGGGGGGCCCCCGCGCCGAGCGCCAGGGGAUGAAGGGUAAGGGCAAGCCGGGGGUCCGGGCGGAGGCCGCCGCGGAGGACCGCCUGGAGGACAUGGCCGACGGCCCCAAGAACGCCAAGAUCACCCUCAGCUUCCCGCUCAGCGCCGCCCCGCUGCCGCCCUCGCUGACCUCGCCGCACCCCCCCCGGCGCGGCUCCUCCUCGUCCUCGCCCUCGCCCCACCGGCGCCGGCCCUCCUCCGGCGCCAAGGGCUCGGACGCCGGCUCGCUGUGGAAACUGGACGCCACCAUGGACAUAAAGCACCGGCCGUUCAAGCCCCCGCGCCACGACAGCCCGCCAUCCUCCUCGCCCUUCGUCUCGGCCCCCCCCAUGGCCGCCGGCGCGUUCAUCAGAAAGGACACGAAGGACAUGAAGUCCCCCCCGCCGCUCAAGUGCUCCAAGGUGGUCAGCCCGGAGGCCCAGGGCAACCGCUUCCCCCACAGCCGGGCCCCCGGGGGGUCCGUCGCGGGCGGCUACGGGGUCGGCGACGGCUGGGAGGAGAGACACCCGCGGGGGACCAACGGGACGGUGUCCCCCUCCCAGACGGCCCAGAUCCUCUUCAACCUGGGCAACGCAGCGUUCCCGGGCCCCAGGGGCCGGGACGCGGAGAAGACCGCCGGGAAGCACGGCGCAGCCAAGCUGCAGGGCCCGCACGGCACCCCCAUCCUCCAGCCGCCCGUGCUCCACCUCCCCCCGCCGCUCCCCCCUCCGGAGGCCCUCCCCGCCGCCCCCCCGCACCCGUCCCCCAUCCCCCCCCCGGCAGCCGCCGGCGACAGCCUGAAGCCUGAGCUGAUCUGCGGCGUGUGCCACCGGCUCUUUAGCUCCGCCUCCUCGCUCACGGUGCACAUGCGGCUGCACCGCGGCAGCCGGCCGCUCAGCUGCCGCUUCUGCGGCAAAGCCUUCAUCCACAGCAAGAGACUGCAGUCCCACGAGGCCUCCUGCCGGAACCCCCCGCCCCCCGCCGGCGUCCGGCCCAAGGAGGAGCCGCUGGAGGAAGGGGAGGUGAGGGUGGAGGGGGGCGUGGUGGUGGGCACGGACGGCGCCAUCGACAGCGGCAAAGCGCGGCCGGGGAAGAAGGCGCGGAGCCUGCUGGCGCGCAUCCAGGCGGACGACGCCGCCGCCGCCUCGGAGCUGCUGGCCGGGGACGAGCAGCACUUUGUGAAGGUGGUCGACGGCAACGUCAUCUACUUCUGCUCGGUGUGCGAGCGCUCCUACAUGACGCUGUCCAGCCUCAAGCGGCACUCCAACGUGCACUCGUGGCGGCGCAAGUACCCCUGCCACUUCUGCGAUAAGGUGUUCGCCCUGGCCGAGUACCGCACCAAGCACGAGGUGUGGCACACGGGCGAGCGCCGCUACCAGUGCAUCUUCUGCUGGGACGCCUUCGCCACCUACUACAACCUCAAGACGCACCAGAAGACCAUCCACGGCAUCAACCCCAGCCUCAUCUCCAGCGAGAAGACGGCCAACGGCGGCUACAAGCAGAAGGUCAACGCCCUGAAGCUCUACCGCCUCCUCCCCAUGCGCGCCCAGAAGCGGGCCUACAAAACCUACAACGACGGCGUGGCCGACGGCCUACUCCUGGCCCCGGCCGACGCCGCGGCCCAGGGCUGCGACGGAGCCCUGGGCCUGGAAGACCUCCAGGGUCUGAUCAGCGUGAAGCCUGACCCAGACGCCUUCCCCGACGACUUCCCUGUUUCCAUGGGCCCCGAGCACGGCGACUACCCCGCGCUCUCGGCCCUCGCCGCUACAGACCUGCCCCUGGCGAGGAGACGUGACGCCGAGGCCCCGGACGCGGAGCACGGGGGGAGAUCCGGCGGCAUCUAUAAACUAUCGAGCAGCAGCAGAACCAAAACCCCCAAAGACGGUCGAGGCGGGGAAACGGGAAACGUGUCCUCUGUGAUCGCGUACGCCCCGACCAAACCCUCGGUGAUCGUGCACGGCGCCGGCAUGUCGUCCUCUGUUAUCGUGCACUGCAACCAGGUCACCCCCGGCAACGGCAGGGGCCUGCUCAGCGGCGGCAGCUCCUCCACCGAGGGCGUCGACGGCGCGGCGACCCACAAAUCCAGGUCAAGCAAAAAGCAAAGAGAGAGAGAGCGAGAGAGCACGGAGCGGCACAGAAAGAGGUCUAGAGAUAGCUCCGACGCCACAGGGGAGGGGGGGUCCCGGGGCGGGCAGGACGCCGAGCACGGCGGCCGCUCCCACCACAAGUCACGCAAACUCCAAAGCAAGGGCGACGGCGGCUCCAACGCCACCAAGCAUCUAGCGGCGGCGGCGGCGGGGGGCGGGCCGCUGUGUCAGAUCACCGUGCGCAUCGGCGAGGAGGCCAUCGUCAAGCGCAGCAUCUCCGAGACCGACCUCCGGCGGGACAAGAGCCGCUCCCCUCCAAAGACCAAGAAGGCCGAGGCGGCGGCGGUCGCGGCCGCCGACGCCAAGGAGUCGCGCCACCCGCACUCCCACUCCCACCACCACCACCACCACCACAAGCACCGGGCCCACGGCGACGCCACCGCCGACCCGCGGAGCGAGCCGGAACCGGACGAGGAGGAGGAGGAGGAGGAGGAGGAGGAGGAGGAGGAGGAGGAGGCGGCAGUGCGGGCGAAGGUCUCCAAGUCUCCCUCGGAGGUGAGGGAGUACUACUUCCGGCAGGAGGUGCGCGAGCAGGCGGACAGCGACAACGACGCGGAGGACGAUCUGUGGCGGCCGUACUACUCGUACAAGCCCAAGCGGAAGGCCCAGGCUCAUCUCCAGAGGGCGAAGAACUGGCAGAGGAGGCUGCAGUACAAACGCUCCCUGCGUCUCAUGAGGAGGGCCGAGAGGCUGAUGAGCCACGUCAGCAAAGAGACGGAGAAGUCACCGGGCGAGGAGGAGGAGGAGGAGGAGGAGGAGGAGGAGGAGGAGGAAGCUACAAUGGAGGAGCUGGGCCAAGAGGUGGUGGAGAGUGAUAGAGAGGAGGAGGCACCGGCGACGGAAAAAGUGUCAAACGGUGACGCAAAGAUGGAGGAGGAAAAGACAAAAGAGGAACUUUCUUUCCCUCCGCCAAAGCCAAAAGCCGGCAAAGUGCUGAAAGAACACUCGGAGGCGGCCCAACGCGUGGUCUCUCCUCCCCGCUCCCGGUUGCCUUCGCUCUCUACCUCAGCCCCUCCUCCCCUGGCGAUCAAGCGCCGGCCCUGGACCAAUGGCAACGCGGAGGAGUGCAGCACGUGCGGCCGCUGGUUCUCCAGCGCCCGGAAGCGGGACAAACACGAACUGAGUCACCUGCUAGAGUUCGUGUGCCUCUUCUGCCGAGCCACCUUCCCCUCCCGAGACAAGCUGGAGGACCACCAGAGGGCCCAGCACCCCCGGCCCACCGACACGCCCUCCUCCCUGCCCCACAAAUCCGGCUUCAACGACCAGGGGGAAGGGGGCGGGGGGAAGGCAGCGACAGAGAGGGAAGCCGAGGCCAAAGAAGCGGGAGGGCUGGGUCCGUUGAUCAGGACCAACUCGACCAGCUCGGGUUGCCUGAGCCGCCGAGCCCUGGCCAGGCACACCUGUCCCCAGUGCCACACGGUGUGCAAGACGUCCUCGGCGCUGACGCGUCACGUGCGACGCCACGAGCUCAGCAGCUCCCCCGAGCGGGAGGAGACGGAGCCCAGAGCGGCCGCAGCCGCCGCCGUGACGGUGACGGCGCCCGCUACGUCUGGCAGCGCGGGGCCGCCCGCGGCUGAGAAGGAGCAGGUCCCCACCGCUCAGUCUGUCUCCGUCAUCAGCUACUCUCUACCGGACCCCAGCGUCAGCAGGGACUGUGCCGCGUCCCAGCACUGCCAAGGCCCGUCGGAAAGCGAACAACAGACGUGCGACCCCACCGCAAGGGCCGACGAUUCGACGGAGCGCGAGCGGCCCGCUCCGAGGCGAGAACCAAGCCCGCUCGCGGCGAACCAAACGCCGUCGAGCCGCCUGGUUAGCCUCACGCCGCCCGGCGCGGAGCCCGGCCCGGCCGCCGCCGCCGCCCCCUCGGCCCUGCACAGCGUGCUGGUCAUGAACGGCUCCGAGUGCCUGGACUACCGCACCACCAAGAGGAGACCCCCGGAGGGCGCGGCGCACGGCACCCCCAGCCCGGCGCGCGUUACCACGCCCCCGGGCCCCUCCGCCGCACGCUCGCCGGCGACGGCGCACCCGAGGACGACCGCGGCUGCCACUCCCCCUGUCGCCAUGCCGACCGCUCCCCCCCAUCCCGCGGCGGCGGGAAUGCCGAAGCGAGAAGGGGUGAUCAUGGACCGGGAGAGGCAGGGAGGGGCGGGCGUGUUCCUGCACGGCGGCGGCUACGAGGAGCCGGCCUCGGUGCACGACCUCCGGCUCCCCUACCGGGCCCCCAGGAGCCCCUCCCCCACCGAGGCACAGGACCUGACCAUGUCCUCCAUCCUGGCCAGGGAGAGGGAGAUGGAGCGGCAUCGGGAGAGGGAGAGGCAGCGGGAGAGGGAGGGCGAGGCGCAGAGGCAGCGAGCCAGGGAACUGGAGAGACUGCGGGCCCGGGAGAUGCAGCGGGACGGCAACAGAGACCCCGAGAGGGGGAGCAGAGACGCGGAGACGGAGGGUCCGGCCCUGCUGGUCCCCAAAGAGGAGCCGCUGAGUCCGGCGCCGUCCCCCCAGCACACCCCCGCCCCCGCCACCGUCAACGUAGCCCCCUCGCCCAGACACGCCCCCAAAUCCCCCCGCCGGUCGCCGAACGCCGUCCGCCCGGGGUUCGCCCAGGGCAAGCGGCCGGCCCACCAGCCCUUAACCGGGGGGGGCGGGCCCCAGCUGCACACCUCGGGGGCCCCCGGGGGCAUGGCCGGCGAGCGGCCCUCGGGCCACGCCCUGCUCCUCCAGCGGGCGCCCCCGCCGCCGGAGUACCAGGACGCGCCGCCGUCCCGGCAGGGGGAGGAGGAGCGCUCGCCGGCGGGCUACUCCGUGCAGGACCUGCCCCUGCCCCUCCUCAUGGCGGGGGGGUACCGCUCGGGGAAGAAGCAGCAGCAGCAGCAGCAGCAGGAGGAGGAGCUGCUCAUGGCGUCCUACCCGGCGGGGGCCCUUCCCUUCGGGCCCCUGGGGAAGGUGAUGGUUCCCGCCGGGGCGGACCUGACCAAGCUGCCCAGCUUCUACCAGGACCCCUACCAGCUGCUGUACAGCCCCCACAUGCUGGCCUACCCCUACAACCUGGCGGCGCUGCCCGUGGCCCUCAACAUGAUGGCCCCCGGCGGGGACAAGAUGGAGGCCAUGCCCUUCCUGCCCGCCAUCUUUAACUACGCCGCCGCCGCGCCCUACAUGGGCGCCGCCCAGCACCACCUCCUGGCCAACCCCGCCCUCUACGGCAGCGGGGGCGGAGGGGGCGGAGGCGGUGGGGGUGGGGGCGGUGGCGGAGGCAAGAAGCAGCGAGAAGGCGGAGCCGGCAAGUCUUAGGACGGGACAGAACGCUUCGUCUGAGGAAUAUACCUGAACAGGUGGAGGCGGAGGGUGGAGCCGGCAGCACUGCCCCUGAUGGCCUUGAUAGAGGGGCGAAGGGAGGGAGGCGUA